Ruditapes philippinarum (Manila clam) is the source of this 587-nucleotide messenger RNA. RefSeq lists its product as uncharacterized. NCBI's taxonomy places the organism in Eukaryota, Metazoa, Mollusca, Bivalvia, Venerida, Veneridae. The coding region runs from base 126 to 587 and encodes 153 amino acids. The transcript has 3 exons. The record is from RefSeq and is a predicted model, not a curated record.
AAUAGAUAGUUCCCGCAUGACGUCACACAUCCGGGCGACCGGUUACCAUCCGCCAUUUUGAUAGGAUAACAAAGCGGCUUUCCUGCCGAGUAAUCAGAGCGAGAAAUUCUAUUUUUAACUUGACAAUGGUAGUUUCCUGUUGGGUUCAAGGUUGUUUUAAUACAGCCGGAGAUUCCGUUAAACUUAGCUUUCAUUAUAUUCCUAAAAUUAGAGAGCAUGAGGGGCAGCAAACAAAAGAAUUAAGUACAGAGCGACGGAGGGUUUGGCUAGCGAAUAUCAACAGGAAAGCUCAUCCCACUCCUUCGACAAGGAUAUGUUCAGCGCAUUUUAUAAGCGGAAAACCAGCUGAUCUAUAUGAUAAGUCAAAUCCAGACUGGGCUCCAACAUUACAACUGAGUGACCUUUUGACUCCCACUAAAUCCUGCAAGAAAGCUAAGCAAGCUUCAACUGGCAUGAAAAGGUACAAAAGAGUCCAAGAAAGGGAAAAGAAUCGUAUAAAGCACCAAGUUGCCAGGUCUCUGAUAGAGUUAUCAAGCACAAAUGAGCCAGAGUUUGUUGCCACACCAUUGCCUGCAGAUGUUUUUUGA